AUGAAGCCCGGUGCUCUGCUCCUCCUGCUGGCAGAUGUUUUAGCAGUCGGUUCAACUAUAUCGAGCCCAAACAACUGCUCCAUGAAAACAUGUACUCCAAAUACAGACAUGGUCGAGGCCAGUACAUGUGGACCCACGGAUGUUUGCCUCGGCAACAACACGUGUGGAUCACCGCCCUCCUUUGUGUGCACUGUGACCGGCUCCACAGUCAUUGAUUUCCACAGCAGAGUCCACUCCGUCCAGGAUCGCUGUGAUUACGUGCUAAUGACGCCUACAAAUGACACUAGCAUUGGGCUCGUUGCGGGUUUCCGGGAGCGACGCCGUAAAGAUGUGUCAUUUUUGGCCAACUUGAUGAUAAUGCUGCCAAAUGGAUUCAUUAGUCUGCAACAAGGUGGAAGAGUUCUGGUGUCUUCACAGUCACAAACACUGACGCUCAACACCACGACUCUGCUGGUUCACGGUGUCGAGCUCUCCAAGGACCAGACUGGAGUUAUUGCCAGGAUGCCGUUCUCCAACAUGACGGUCUUCUUUGACGGCAACACCGCACAUGUGACAGGUCCAAUGGAAGCUGUAGAUGGUUUGUGUGGCAACCCCUCCAAUCAAAGCCAGACCACCCCCCUGGGUGCUAUGCAGAGAAUUUUGCCUGGCUGCAACAUUCAGCACAACGACACCGUCGAUGGUACUAUCAACUGCAACCGCUCCACUGAACACUGUGCUCUUCUGAGACAGCCACCCUUCACUGCUUGUCACAGCAGCAUUGACCCAGAGCCCUACGUGGACGCCUGCAUUAACACUACGUGCAAUUACCCGGAGGUGGACGGUCUCAAAUGCCAGUUCUUUGAGGCUUACGCCAAGGCCUGCAACCUGAGAGACAACAUCACACUGGGCGCCUGGAAGUCAGCGGUCAACUGCUCUGCUGACCCUCAGGCCUUCUGUCAGGACCAGUACUGCAGUGAUCAUGAGUUCUGUGGUGGGAAUCCCGGUUUAGAACGCUGCUACUGUCGGGCCUUGUUUGCCUCCAAGUACAAACCAACGGGCGCUUUAGGCGAGCCGACAGUCUGCGUGCAGAGCUCUGCCACUGUUGAUCUGGCUGGAUGUCUGCUGCAGGACAAAGGCAUCGACUACUCCACCCUUCACCUCAACGACCCCAACUGCAAAGGCCACAUGGACAACCAGACCCACAUGGUGUCCUUCAGCUUCGACAGCAGCAGCACGUGCGGGACCAAGGUUACGUCAAACAGCAGCCAGAUCCUCUACAAGAACACCAUCAGGACGUUGAACAUCUCCACUUCCAGCAUCAUCACCCGUCACGACCAAGUUCAGAUCGACUUCUCCUGCCUUUACACAAAGCCGGACAUCAAGAGUGUGUCCUUCAGGAUCAAAGACAGCUCUGUGGUGCAGCAGAUUGUAUCUGGAGUUUGGAACUACACUCUGAUGAUGAGCGCCUACACCGACGCCAACCGCAUGGACCUUGUCUCGCCGAGCACUGAGGUCCAGCUGAACCAGAAGAUCUGGCUGCAGCUGAAGACGGAGGGGCUGGACGGCAACAUGGUCGUCAUAGUGACCGACUCCUGCUGGGCAACCAACCAGCCGGCCCCUGAUAGCAGUCUGAAAUACAACCUCAUCAUUAACGGAUGCUCUAACCCAGCUGACCAGACGGUGAUGAUGCAGGGAAACGGACAGGGAACCUCCAACGUAUUCUCUUUCAACAUGUUCGAGUUCUCUGGGGAAAGUUCCGAAAUCUACCUGCACUGCAAACUGGAUCUGUGCCCCAAACAGGGCAAUACCUGUGCUCCGACGCAGCAGAAACACAAGCCGCUCGGACUCUCCACCCUGCGGGAGCGUCUUCGGGUGGAGCUGCUCGUCUGA
Molecule: messenger RNA, 1869 nt
Organism: Anoplopoma fimbria (sablefish)
Lineage: Eukaryota; Metazoa; Chordata; Actinopteri; Perciformes; Anoplopomatidae
Product: alpha-tectorin-like
Exons: 13
Coding region: 1-1869 (622 amino acids)
Source: RefSeq, a predicted model, not a curated record